AUGAACGACUACCCGCUGAAGGAGAUGUCUGACACUCACAGCAGCCCUCUGCUGGGAGAGCCUCUUUCCAGCAGAUACAAACUCUACGAGUCAGAGUUUACCAGCACUAGCUGUCCCUCAAGCCCCCAGGAUACACACCCAGCCCUGCCCCUCCUGGAAAUGCCUGAAGAAAAGAAUCUCCGACCAUCCAAUGAAGAUAGCCACAUUGUGAAAAUUGAAAAAUCCAAUGAAAAGAACAAAAGGAGAGAAAGAGAGGCAGCCGAUCGGGGCUUUGCAGGCCAGGAGGGCAUCAGCCUCUUCCAAGCAGUGGGCUGCAUCACUGGUGAGAUGAAGGAGUACAGGAGCUGGCUGAAAGAUAAGUCCUUGGCCCUCCAGUUUGUAGACUGGGUCCUGAGGGGGACUGCUCAGGUGAUGUUGGUCAACAACCCUCUCAGCGGGCUCAUCAUCUUCAUUGGACUCCUGAUCCAGAAUCCCUGGUGGACGAUUGCUGGGUGUCUGGGGACCGUGGUCUCGACCUUAACUGCCCUCACCUUGAGCCAAGACAGGUCCGCGAUUGCCUCAGGACUCCAUGGGUACAACGGGAUGUUGGUAGGAAUGCUGAUAGCCGUGUUCUCCCAGAAGUUAGACUAUUACUGGUGGCUUCUGCUUCCUGUGACCUUCACAGCCAUGGCCUGUCCAGUUCUUUCCAGUGCCUUGAAUUCCAUCUUCAGCAAGUGGGACCUCCCGAUCUUCACGCUGCCCUUCAACCUUGCUCUGACUCUGUACCUGGCAGCCACAGGCCACUACAACCUCUUCUUCCCCACAACACUGGUGGAGCCUCCAUCUUCAGUGCCCAACAUCACCUGGACAGAGAUUGAGAUGCCCUUGCUGCUACAAGCCAUCCCCAUUGGGGUUGGCCAGGUGUACGGCUGCGACAAUCCCUGGACAGGCGGCUUGAUCCUGGUGGCUCUGUUUAUCUCCUCGCCACUCAUCUGUUUGCAUGCAGCCUUUGGCUCAAUCGUGGGAAUACUAGCAGCCCUGACAGUGGCCAUGCCCUUCGAGACGAUCUACAUGGGCCUCUGGAGCUACAACUGCGUCCUCUCCUGCAUUGCCAUCGGGGGCAUGUUCUACGCCCUCACCUGGCAGACCCACCUGCUGGCCCUCGUCUGUGCCCUGUUCUGUGCAUACAUGGGAGCAGCCUGCACCAACAUAAUGUCAGUGGUUGGCGUGCCACCAGGCACCUGGCCCUUCUGCCUCUCCACCCUCAUCUUCCUGCUCCUGACAACCAACAACCCCGACAUCUACAAGCUCCCACUCAGCAAAGUCACCUACCCAGAGGCCAACCGCAUCUACUACCUGACAGUGAAAAGCAGUGAAGAAGAGAAGUCCUCCAGCGGUGACUAACCAAGUCCAGGCAGAUGUGUUCUUUGCCUGGACCUGGUGUCUGCUCCCUGUGGUCUCAACUCUGGGUCAAUCAGCUGCAGCACUUACCUUCUUUGCCUCUCAUUGCACCUGUGUGGAACCAAACACACCUGUAACUCUCCUUCCCUCGUGCUGAUUUUCUCUCUCUGCCCAGACUGCCAUAACUAUCCAUUGUGCGACAUUAGAGGAAGUUGGUAAUGGGCUUGCUGGAGUUAGAAGUAAGGCAUGUGUUUUAAAUGUCAUCGACUUAAAACAAAACUAUUAUUUAUAUUUAGUUUUUUGGGAAGGUGAUUAAGAGAUGAUCUUCUUGGCUUGGUUAACUAAAUGAGAGAUGCUGUAAAAUUGAAUUUGCUGAGUGGUUCCUAGGCAGACAUGGAGGGGGUGAAAAUUCAGGGGACACAUGCAAAGAAUUGAAGGUGCCAUGCUGCACAGAGCUAGUGGCUGAUGGGCACAUAUAGCUUUACAUAAAAGAAAGGAAUUUCAUACUGAUAGAGUUUUAAAGUCAAAACAAGGACAAUUAGGACACUGAAAGUGUCUAAAUAGGGAGUCUUGAACAUUCAAUGGUAAGAGUACAGAGCAAAAUGAUAUUCCAUAGCAGGAAGGAAUUAAUUAAUUAGAACCCUAUAUAAGACUUUUAUCAUGAAAGAUAAGCAUUUCUCAGUGAAGGUCAAACCAGCAACUUUGAGCGGAGAUUUCAGUUGAGGAAAGUACCUGAGCUCAGUGUGUGAGAAGCUGGAGAAAUGUAUUUCAUUUUCCUACUUGCUUGUGGGCGUUGGAGGCCUUAUGAGGUCUGUGCUACUUCAAACAAAUGGUCAGCCCUCAUGCUGGAAGAACAAACAGUGACCCAUGAGUUUCAUAACUUGGGUUCCCAAGCAUGCUCAUUAGCUUGCUUUCAGCCUUGAGUUAUAUGUAGAUCAGGAAUCGGCCAGCUUUUUCUGGAAAGGCUCAAAUAGUAGGUAUUUUUGGCUCUGGAGGCCUUACAGUCUCUUUUGCAAAUACUCAACUCUGUCAUUGUAGUGACAGUAUGUAGAACUGACAGUAUCUGAAAAUAGCCUUAGACAGUAUGUAAAUGAAUGAGCGAGGCUGUGUUCCAAUAAGACUUUAUUAAACAAGCAGCAAGCUAGAUUUGGGCCACAAGCUAUAAUUUGCCAUUCCCUGAUACAGACAUCAAUAUAAUAACACUUAGGAGCUGGUGAUCAACCUAAUAACAGUUAGGAGCUGGUGGGCAAUGGGCAGGCCCAAAAGACACCCCCAGUUUCUUUACAACGAACAUAGCCACAAAGGCAUUUACAAGCUGGGGAUAGUGUGAAGAUUCUUAGGAAAGCAAGAGUAAUGUGACCCAAAUCAGGAAGAUCUGAUCUGAGGCUCUUCCGGAGAAUUGAAAGACCCAGUGAUGUGCACUAGGGGGCGCAGUUUUAAACCAGGCCCUCCUUCCACAUAAGCGUCUGGAAACCACUCCCAAGGUUCACCCUGCCCUGCCUCCUCACUCUGUUUUCCCGGCUGCCAGCAGGCACACCACCAAGGGAGAAAGAAAAAAUUAUGACCCUUCAGUGCAAGAGUUUACAGCAGGAAGAGCAGGGAGACCCAAAGAAUUUCAGGAUUGGAAGAGUACAAAGGCCAGGUGGUCCCGCCAUCCUAUGAUAAGUGAAUCAAUCUCUUGUAUGGAGGAUGGGGGCUUCAGUUCCAUGACAGGCUUACAGAUGGGGCUCAAUUACCCAAAAUGGAGGGGAGACCCCAAGGUAUUAACAAGAGAUAACAGAACCAGAGAUAACCCCGUUCAUUCCUUAUGGGCAAAUGGCCCUAGGAAGUCCCCUCUCCUCUCCAUUAGCCCUUGAGAAUCUCCACCCAAGAAUUGGAUCUGGUGGGAACUAUCUUCUAGCCAUGCUUUGUAUUGAAUUUCCAGGAGAGGAGAACUAUUUGGAUUUGAAAAAUCCUUUCAGCUCACCUAGACAAGAUUCUCUCUCCCCAUCUCUUCUCUUCCCACCCUACUUCAUAGUUUGUCAUUUACCAGGAACCACUUUGGUUACAGGUAUCUGGGGGUUUUUUUUCCCUCCCAAGCUCCCACUUUAAUCCCCAUAGAAAUUAGAAGUUAACUGUAUUACAAGCUGCCAAACUCGUUUGAAGACCAAUGGAUAAAAUCUAAGUUAUUCAGAAAACAGAAAAAAUACAUCCAGCAACUCUGGAAAAACUACAGGGCUCCAGAAACUCUAUAAUACACUGUGAUCAAGAUGGCCAGAUAUUUAUGUACAAAUAGGAAAACAAAUGAUCUACUAGUGUGGUAUAAGAAAGAACUGCCUGGAUGAAAUACUGUUAAUCACUGAAUUAUCUUGGCAACAGAAGUCAUAUAGGAGCGAUGAAAUGUUUAAAAAUACAUCUUUUUAGGCUCAGAGGCAGAAAAUCAAUGGUGUUUCCCAAAUGUGGUCAAACAAGCUCCUCCUGGAGGUAGAACAUAUCUAAUUAAGCCAGGCUGGUGGACAGAUGUGUCUUUCUUGUGGGCAUGGGUAAGGCUGGGACAGAAAUGAAAAUCCCCACCCCUCUAAGAAAAGUCUGCCCAGUGCAGAUCACCCUGCCCACAGGUCAUGGACGGAUGCCCAGAGGGCCUGUGAAGUAGCCCAGAUAGUCUUAUGGGACUGGAGAGCUCCCUGGAGUGAUCUUGACACACCUUUACCAGCACCUCCCCAUCCCACUGACCCCCUGAAUGAGUAGAGGCAGGAGCCCUAAACUUACAGAUCCUCACCACCAACAUGAGGUCGCAUGGGAGCAGGGCACCAGGAGGGAAGAAGGACUUUGGGGCCCACAUUCAUCUGUUUUUCUACUAUCACCCCAAACUACAGGCAGCUCUUAGUUGUACAAAUGAUAGUUGAACAUAAAUAUUUACAGCUGAAUAUAAAUAAGCAGUCAUUAAGGAAAGUAGGAAUAUAAGUGUGGGGUUGGCGAGGAGGGGGCUCCAGAAAGGAAGUGCUAUCUUAAACCCUGUCCCUAUCACGCCUCCCCUCUCCCUCUCUCCACU
Equus caballus (horse) is the source of this 4411-nucleotide messenger RNA. RefSeq names its product solute carrier family 14 member 2 (gene SLC14A2). The record is from RefSeq and is a predicted model, not a curated record. Gene Ontology annotation, cellular component: membrane. Gene Ontology annotation, biological process: urea transmembrane transport. NCBI's taxonomy places the organism in Eukaryota, Metazoa, Chordata, Mammalia, Perissodactyla, Equidae. Gene Ontology annotation, molecular function: urea transmembrane transporter activity.